GAAAGGAAGCGAACGUAUUGAGAUCAUUGACUUUGUGCAUGGGAAUGAAUGGGACACCUGGAAGUCAAUUAGCGCACACAGGAUUAGUUGACUGCACUGCGUUGAGCUGCGUGAAGAGAACAUACAGCUGUUGAGAAUGCCACACAUGCAGAACGUCUUGUAGCCAUGCUUCAAAAGAAGUCUAGGUGAUCACGUCCAAGGUUAUAGCAUAUAGAGACUACCAUAUACAGUACGUGUUAUCUGAUCUUCAACCACCACCAUGCCGGCUACCUAUCUGUGGGCCAUCGGCAACCGUGGCCGGGCCUAUGCCAUGUCCACGAACAAUCAGAUCUGGGAACUUCGCAGCAUGGAGUAUAACGUCAAGCGAGUCCUGGGCUUUAAGAGGAUUUCAGCAGCCAAGCACGUGGUCUGGGGCUUGGCCUACAACCAACAGCCCUAUGUUUAUGUGUUUGGUAUGGAUGUUCCCAUUCGAUUCCUUGAAUACACUUAUGAAAACCAGAGAUGGGGUCCAGUGAGAGGCUACUCCGAUCGGAGUCUCAUCUUCUCCGACCGUCCUCCUUGGAGUGACGAGAAGGGUACAAGGGUCUUCCCCCGCCCCCGUGAUGUAAGACUUCCGAACAAGCACUGGAAGUGGGAGUCAGACUGGCAUGUAGAUGAGAAUUACAAAGGUCAACCCACUGGAAAAGAGGGAUGGCAGUAUGCAGUCAACUUCAACACAAAUGAGAAUUACACGUCUGAAAAAAGAUGGAACUCUUGCGUUCGGCGGAGAAAGUGGAUUCGAUAUAGGAAAUACAUUGCUACUGAUGCUUGGGCACAGGUACAGAGCAUCAAUGCAGACCCUCUAGAAGAGCCAUUGAUGGAGCUAUCGGUAGGUGGACACGAACUGCCGGGUCAACACGAGGGCUAUCUCUCAGUCUGGGCUAUAUCAGCUUUGGGAAAGGUAUUCUUCAGGGUCGGUGUGACGAGGAAGAACCCGGAGGGCACCCUGUGGAGGGAGGUCUUCACCUCUGAAGGCAAGGGUCUUGUUCAGCUGUCUGUAGGCCCUACAGGGGUCGUGUGGGGCGUGACAUGGGACGGCCAGGGGGUCAUACGGAUAGGAGUGUCUCGGGAUCAUCCCCUAGGCACUGGCUGGACUUACGUGAGUCCACCUGAGACAGCUCUCCUAACCAGCGUUGCUGUGGGUAACAACGUGGUCUGGGCACUCACCAGAGAUCAGAAGGUUUGGUUCAGAAAAGGCUUCAUGUCGACUGAUAUGAAGGAGAAUAGAAGCAACCGCUCAGGGACCAGCUGGAUUGAAAUGUGCGGCCAGGUGGCACAGCUCACGGUCGGACCCAAUGAUCAGGUUUGGGCUCUGACUGCUGAGGAAGGUCGCUCUAUCAUUUUCAGAUCUGGUGUUUCCUACGAAGAGCUCAGCGGUAGAGAAUGGAAAGCAGUCAUUAUCAUCGAGAAGAAUGAUCAGAGAUACAUCUACCAACCGCCUGAUACCAUCAGUGUAGCAGACAGCAUGGUGUCAAACUCUGUUAGCAUCUGCGGCAAGACCCAGCACUUGCUUGAUGCCGAUAGCCGGUUCAUGAGAAGCGUGAGUGAGCCAUCGGCUUUGUCCCUCAUGGGAUAUGAUUCCUGCGUACCUUCUGUCCUGGGAGAUGAGUUCAUGCACAAUGGCAAGUUGAUGAGAACGAUGUGUGCGCAGACAGUUGAUCUGUCCAUGGCUAGCAAUUCGGUCGCACUGCACUCUGGUUUUGAGGACAGCCAGAACUCGGCCUUCCUGCCAGGAGAUGGAGGCACUAUUGGCAGAUCGGCGUCUGCGAGUCCUGUGAAUGUACCCGGUGUUCCUGAACUUGUGUCAGAGCCUCCCGAGACUGAUUCCCCAUCAGUAUCUGUCCCUGCCAAGGGUUUAACAGUAGAAGACAUUCAUAACCUGAGUCCUAUAGCAGUGCCUGUGCGUGCUUUUACCAGGCAGCCUAGUUAUCACACGGAUGUCUCCGUCUCCGACAACACCAUUGACUACAUCACAGAUUUUAACGAGGAAGACUCUUGUGAGAACCUGCAGGAUAGUGGAAGCGAGAAAGGUACGCAAACAGAGACUCUACCAGACUGUGUCAAUCUCCACCACGGUGCACUGGUGGGCCCAGAUAUCACAGUAGACCUGGUGAAGCGGUUGCAACUACAGAGCAACCAGUCAACGUCCACUACAGGAAUCCCUGACAGUGUGGAGAGGGAAGACGGGAGACCCGCUUACCUUGUAGACAAUAGUAAGAAUUCUCUAGGAAGUAUUAAAUUCAGUGUAGGUGACAAGGAACUUGGGCUGGAUUCCGGAACCGUUAGCGAUGGUGAUUUAAGGACUACACCUUCCAUUAUGGUGGAGGACUUCGAUAGCCGACCGAGACCACAUCUAUUCACCUCACAGUCACGGCAGCGGGGUCUUAUGAACUCGUUCUCUAGGACAGUGGAUUCAUCCUUACCGAUACGGAAUGACAGCAUGGCAGACCUAUGUUCAGUGGAAGACGAGAUGGACCUGGAGGAACCACUAUGGAUGUGGGUCUGCGGUGGAGGGUGUGUGGUCGAGCCGACAUCACUACCUAAAUGGUUUCAUCAAGCCACCCUGAGCCAACAGAGCUUCCGCCAUCGUCUCCAAGAAGGGCCCUGGCGUGGCGCCAUCCUCAGUUCACUUAGGAGACGUAGAGACGAAGAGAGCAAGUUUUUCGAGCACUAUCCUAAUGCGGUCGAAAGGAGUUCCUGGGCCAAAGUGGGUCGUCUUCAGUGGCACAGUGAAGGAAGGAGGCGACAGUGGGCAGACUGUACCAUUGAGCUGGAGAGGGGUGUGGAUGGGACAGGGAGGCAGCAGAGUAGAUUCUCCCUCCAUUACCAGUCAUUUGGCAAACAGAAACUGAUCCGUUUCUUGUUGAGUGAGAUAACGUGCGUCCAGGAGGUAAACAAUGGCUCGGAAUACCCUUCCUUCUGCAUCUUCACACCAAAGAGGGUGCUAGACAGAAAGCCGAUCACUCUCCGAGCAAACAGCGACAAGGAGCUGGAAGAAUGGGUUGCUGCAAUCAGCCAAGCGUGCACGGAGGUCAGAGGAAUAUAUGGAGCGCCCUCUUGCAGGGCGUCGUGGUUAGUGACAUGCCGAGGAGAUGUCUUCGUUCAUGAAACUUUGCCAAACAUGCAGAUUGCGCCCUCGUCUCACUUAUACUGGAGACAGAUUGGAGGACAUCUGGCUUACAUUGAAGCAUGUGGAGCAGGAGUGGUCUGGGGUCUGGGGCAAGACAACACCCCUUGGGUCUACCUGGGAGGUUACGGAGGGAUGUUCAAAGGGAUCUACAGCAGCUCUUUUGGCAGCCAGCCUCAGACGGACUCCAAGAACAUCUGUGUGUUUGAGAACCAACGAUGGAGCCCUCUAGCAGGCUUCACUGACAGAGGAUUGUGGACAAAUGAUUCUGGGAAGAUUAUUGAAUCGAGAGACAAUGUGCAGAUGCCCUCAUCACUCUGGCAGUGGAUAUCUGACUGGAAGAUUGAUUUCACAAUCUCUGGUAGCACAGACAAGGAAGGGUGGCAAUAUGCAAAAGAGUUCAAACACACCAAGGCAUUUCAUAAGGAUAGAAGAUGGAACGACUAUGUGAGAAGAAGGCGAUGGGUCAGGAGAUGUCAAAUAAAGACGUCAGGUCCAUGGAAACAAAUGCCGAACCUUGGACUCAAAGAUGUCUCCCUGCAGGUUGAUACGGACGAAGAAUGGGAUGGACCCAUUGCAUUGUGGGCCAUCGGAACCAACGGUGAUGUCGUGACAAGGCUAGGGGUGACAAGGGCGUGUCCCGAGGGUACAGCAUGGAUGCAUGUACCUACAGAUCAACCAUUCCAAUCCAUCUCGGUCGGAGGAAAGUUCAGAGUCUGGGCUGUGGCUCGGGAUGGCUCAGCGUUUUAUCGUAACAGAGUCAGUGAUUACAAUCGUACAGGAGAUACAUGGUUUCAUAUUGCUCCACCGUCAGUCGCCCCUUUGAAACAGAUUUCGGCUGGCAAGUGCUCUGUAUGGGCUAUUGAUACACAAAUGAACCUAUGGUAUCGUCAGGACAUCACUCCGACCUUCCCAGAAGGCACCAAGUGGAUCCACGUUAGUUCUAGGGUCCGUAAAGUAUCCCUUGGCCCUCAAGAUCAGGUAUGGGUGAUAGCUGAUCAGGUAGAUGGGGCCCGUGGCGUUGUAUGUCGACGAGACGGGAUUGCAUCGGCUAAACCCAUGGGUAAAGCAUGGGAUAAAGGAGCAGGGGGAGGUAUCAUGCAUCUGUGUAUACGAGGCUGCACCAAGGAACUAGAGAGGGCCCCGUCGGUAGAAGAUAUUGCCAUGGCAACCAUUCAAGGAAGUGCACUGGACACGAAGAAGAAGGAGGACCCUGUGAGGCCAUACACCAGCUCUGAUGGAAACGCUCUCUGUUAACCAUGAUUAUCUCUGAAACAUGUGAUUAAAAUUUAAGUCUGUCAGUUCAAAGAAGGAACCAUAUUGGUUGAUCCAUAAAAUGCAGUCAUUUGGAUCACCAAUCACAACCUUUGGUUCUCUUACACAUGAUAACAUGUCGAUUUAUUGAAAUCUGAGUGACUAUCCAGUGAGUGCAGGCAAUUGCACCCCUCUAAAAAUCAACCAGGUCUAAGCACGGUAUCCAGCGUAGUCUAUCAGAUUGUUUCUUAUUGGUUAAUCAAUGGCACUCCUCCUAGGAUCAUCCAAUCACAACAUUUCUUUCUGCCGUAACCUGUCAGUAGACUGUUCCUGAUUGGUUUAUCAGUAAGAUACAGUCAGUUGUACUCUUAGAAUGAACCAAUCAUAUGCAAAGUUCGUCUUUAAUCUGUCUGAUAGAUUCUGAUUGGAUGAUCAGUAAGGUGCAAUCCGUUGCAAUCUUCCUAGAAGCAACAAACCACAGUCAAGCAUCAAUAAAAUUUGAUCAGAAUUUUUCAUGAUGCGACUACCAGAAAACUGUGACAUGACUAGAAAUAAAGUUACAUGAAUCCAGUGGUAUAUUGAAAAGGUCUAGUAUUAGGAACCUACCACCAGAUGAAAAAAAAUGGCUUUUAACGAAUGAAUUUUUAAUUUAAAUUCCAUAUAUAUUCAUUUUCUAGACUCGAUAAAUAUUUUUACGUAAUUCAAAAUUAAUUUGACCAUCAUAUCUGUUGAUUUGAGAAUAUCUCCCUCUGUGACAUUAUGAAAAUAGCGCUACAUUUUCAUUUCUUAUAAAGAAGUUUCAGAACCUAUGACUGUUAAAUUUUACCUACGAUAACUGAAAGAUAUAUUUUUAACACUUGCCAAGUUUCACUGACUUUGCAAAAAGUCUGCAUAAGGGCUUUCCUGCCGUUAAUGUAAACAAAAAAAAGAGUAUACUUUUUUCAUCAUGAACAACAUUAUGGUCACAAAAUGUACCUUUUAAAAUGAAUUUGAAUGUGUUAUCAGUUAUGAAAAAUUACCUGUAGUAAGCACAAGUACAUGUACAUGUCCCAGUUUUCUACACAGGACGGUCACAGUAAUAAAUAUUGUAGAAAGUAAAUUAUUAAGAAACAUACCUGAACCAUUACGGUGAUAUCUAUGUUAUAUAGAUAAUAUAAUAUUAUCUAAAACAAUAAAUUAAACUAUGCAAGACAAUCGUAAAAUUAAUCUGAGAGAAAUAGAUAUGAAUAAAUGAUUAAAUGUGAAUGAAAUUUACACGGGAGGAAUAUAGAUAUGAUUUAAUGAUACUGAUUUUAUUGUUUGUUUUACAGCCAAGGAAGAAAAGAGUAACUAUCAACCAAAGACAACCAACUGCUUGCCAAUUGUUUUUAGUUCAAGAAAAUGCUUAUAAUGAUACUGAUUUUUAUUGUGACUAGUAGAAAAUAGGACCAUGUCAUUUCAAUGUCAUGUUGCAUAUUACUUGGGCUACAUAGUAUGCAUCAAGAAGUGCAGGUGUAGUUGUAAGUUUUUUUGAAAUUUGCAACACAUUUUAUUACCUCUAAUCUUUUUAAAUACUUUUAUAAUAUAGAAGUACAGUGCAUAUCAUUAUAAUGACUUCUGUUUUGUUAUAUUUUUUAUGAAAGGGAGUUUCA
Messenger RNA from Strongylocentrotus purpuratus (purple sea urchin), 6051 nucleotides. It is a transcript of the gene tecpr1, whose product is annotated as tectonin beta-propeller repeat-containing protein 1. The transcript is spliced from 24 exons. Lineage: Eukaryota; Metazoa; Echinodermata; Echinoidea; Camarodonta; Strongylocentrotidae. Bases 260 to 4423 code for a protein of 1387 amino acids. Gene Ontology annotation, cellular component: membrane. The record is from RefSeq and is a predicted model, not a curated record.